Molecule: messenger RNA, 744 nt
Organism: Gamsiella multidivaricata
Lineage: Eukaryota; Fungi; Mortierellomycota; Mortierellomycetes; Mortierellales; Mortierellaceae
Exons: 1
Coding region: 116-610 (164 amino acids)
Source: RefSeq, a predicted model, not a curated record
CCAGGGUCGUCCGCAUCAGGGUCCGCCAGUAGCCCUCCGCAACCAACGUUCGCAACCCCUAAUAUUCGUUCAAGUGCUUAGCAACCAGGAUAUAUUAGGGCUACACUCCAGGACAAUGAUUUCGUCAUUAGUGGCCAGCCCUAAGGCCAGGGCCUCCAGCCCAGCCAGUCUGUGGAUCUGCAUCAUCAAAAUAUCUGCGAAAGCGAUACACUCGCUGUGUGCCAGUAGUUCCUGUCAAUCCCGCAUACAUAUCAGAAGUGUGUUCCUAGUUAGGGUAAACUUGCCCACAGAUGGAGGCAUGUCUGUUCUAGUUCUUGGACACUGCGUAGACGUGGGUGCGUGUAGCCGGGAUACUCGCUCAGCUCCAGUCACGCCUCUGUGCGUGUUUCGCCGUCUUUACCCAAGGAGAGCCAGUAUUCAAUUUCCUCCAGUCGGGACCACUUCUUCGCCAAAAAGUCCAACUUGGCCCGCGUUAUGGUCUGCUAGCAUUCGUGCACAAUCAACUUGGCAAUCGCAGGCCUCUCAGUCGCUCUGCAGCCUCACCGCUAGGUCCAGGACCCAACGCAAUAUCCUUGUCGCUGCCCAUGGGUCGGAUGAGCAGAGUCUCUAGCCCUGAGCAGAAAUUCGUAACAGACGAAAUGGCUCCAGACAAAAGACUCGAGCACAGGGCCUCAACUUGCUGCUGAGCCGGAUACAUGUCAAGAUGACGCUUUUAGAAAGGUAGGGCUGACGAGGAAGAUAACC